CACAAUUACACUAUUUUGAGUGAAGCUGAUACAAGACAACGCCAAGAGGAGGACAUAAGUAGAGUAUCAACUGUACUCUCGAUAUCAAGAUCAACAGCGUGUGUCCUUCUGCGCCAUUAUAAUUGGAGUGUCAGUAAGGUUCAUGAUGAAUGGUUUGCAGACGAAGAGAAGGCCCGGAAAGCUGUCGGUUUGUUGGAGCAGCCAGCGGAUAUGCCAAAUGGUAGAGAAGUCGGAACUUUGCAGAGCAUACUCCAGCAAUCCGAUCCACAUCGGCGGGAAAGCCAUCAGUUUCUGUUCGUCCAGCAUCAACCAUCUUUAUAUAGGGUCGCCCAUUAUGGAGACCUUGCUACUACUACAACAACUACUAAUACUACUACUACCUGGAGGCGGAUGAGGGCGUCGAUCUCGGCGUUGUGGUGGCAGAGGUGGGAGAGGAGGAGGUCAUAGGCGAGAGGGGAGGGGGAGGAGCCCACCGCGGCGGAGGCGG
Ananas comosus (pineapple) is the source of this 487-nucleotide messenger RNA. Its product is annotated as probable E3 ubiquitin-protein ligase ARI7. Lineage: Eukaryota; Viridiplantae; Streptophyta; Magnoliopsida; Poales; Bromeliaceae. The record is from RefSeq and is a predicted model, not a curated record.